Coregonus sp. 'balchen' is the source of this 13483-nucleotide messenger RNA. NCBI's taxonomy places the organism in Eukaryota, Metazoa, Chordata, Actinopteri, Salmoniformes, Salmonidae. The record is from the annotation of a GenBank genome assembly.
AUGCAGGUACUGUACAACCACUAGCCACAUCCCGCCAUGACUGUCCUAUGUAACAAACUCACUUAAACUGCAACCUCCAACUUUGAACAUAUCUUGGAUCUAACUAUGAGCAAGAUUGAUAGAGCUCAAGUUCUACACGCUGUGCUUCUGUCCCUCCCUUGUGUCCAGUACUCCCCUCCUCUCAGGUCUCAUCCCUCUAUCCCUCCCUGGCUGACCUUGUCCAGUACUCCCCUCCUCUCAGGUAAGUCGGAUUUUGUGAAAGGGUACAACACGCCAUGGUUGCUGUGAGUUACACCCACUGUGUGAGCCGGUAUUUGGUACAGAGACAGUGCAAUGAGUCAUGAGGCCAGACAACAGGGCUGUACUGACCUGGCCUACCAGAUGUUCCAUAACAUAGAAGUACAGUAGUCUUACACUGUAACAGCACCUUUUCAUCCUCCAACACACUCAAAAAAACCUUCCUCUCCACUUAAUUUUUCGCCUUUCAAUUUGAUGAUCAAAUGGCCUCCUCAAGAAUAGUAAAAUGUUGUCUUCUGUGAUAAACAGAAAUCCGUCCUCUACCUUGUAUGUCCCCUUUGAUAGAAAAUGUUCUGAAUGGUAAUGAAGGCAGAAAUCGUCCCUGGCCACUAUAUAAUUUAUUCCUGUUUAUUCUGUUAACCCUUUGACCAGAUAGACAGAGCAGAGUUGGCAGCUCUUAGAGCUAGAUUCCGUUUCCUUAUAAAGACAUUCAACCUCACGCCCUCUUCAAUAAACUACUUAUAAAGACAUUCAACCUCACGCCCUCUUCAAUAAACUACUUAUAAAGACAUUCAACCUCACGCCCACUUCAAUAAACUACUUAUAAAGACAUUCAACCUCACGCCCUCUUCAAUAAACUACUUAUAAAGACAUUCAACCUCACGCCCUCUUCAAUACAUUACUUACAGUGCAUUCGUAAAGUAUUCAGACCCCUUCAGCUUUUCCACAUUUUAUGUUACAGCCUUAUUCUAAAAUUGAUUAAAUAACCCCCCCCCCCCAAAUCUACACACAAUACCCCAUAAUGACAAAGCAAAAAUAUGUUUUUAGAAAUGUUUGCAAGUUUAUAAAAAAAUAAAAGUAUUCAGACCCUUUACUCAGUACUUUGUCCUGUUUGCGGAUGAACCUGCUGCCACCACCAUGCUUCACCGUAGGGAUGGUAUUGGCCAGGUGAUGAGCAGUGCCUGGUUUCCUCCAGACAUGACGCUUGGCAUUCAGGCCAAAGAGUUCAGUCUUGGUUUCAUCAGACCAGAGAAUAUUGUUUCUCAUGGUCAGAGUCCUUUAGGUGCCUUUUGGCAAACUCCAAGCGGGCUGUCAUGUGACUUUUACUGAGGAGUGGCAUCUGUCUGGCCACUCUACCAUAAAGGCCUGAUUGGUGGAGUGCUGCAGAGAUGGUUGUCCUUCUGGAAGGUUCUCCCAUCUCCACAGAGGAACUCUGGAGCUCUGUCAGAGUGACCAUCGGGUUCUUGGUCACCUCCCUGACCAAGGUCCUUCUCCCCAGAUGGCUCCGUUUGCCCUGGCGGCCAGCUCUAGGAAGAGUCUUGGUGGUUCCAAACUUCUUCCAUUUAAGAAUGAUGGAGGCCACUGUGUUUUGGGGGACCUUCAAUGCUGCAGAAUUUUUUUGGUACCCUUCCCCAGAUCUGUGCCUCGACACGAUCCUGUCUCGGAGCUCAAUGGACAAUUCCCUCGACCGCAUGGCUUGGUUUUUGCUCUGAAAUGCACUGUCAACUGUGGGACCUUAUAUAGACAGGUGUGUGCCACUCCAAAUCAUGCCCAAUCAAUUGAAUUUACCACAGGUGGACUCCAAUCAAGUUGUAGACACAUCUCAAGGAUGAUCAAUGGAAACAGGAUGCACCUGAGCUCAAUUUCGAGUCUCAUAGCAAACGGUCUGAAUACUUAUGUAAAUAAGGUAUUUCUGUUUUUCUUUUUUAUACAUUUGCAAAAAUGUAUAACCUGUUUUCACUUUGUCAAUAUGGGGUAUUGUCUGUAGAUUGAUGACAUUUUUUUGGGAAUCCAUUUUAGAAUAAGGCUGUAACGUAACAAAGUGGAAAAAGUGAAGGGGUCUGAAUACUUUCCAAAUGCACUGUAUAAUAAAGACAGCAUUCAACCUCACGCCCUUUUCAAUACACUACUUAUGGGGACAACAUUCCACCUCGUGUCCUCUUCAAUACACUACCUACAAUGAAGACAACAGAGGUUUCUUUCAUGUAAUCACUGUAAUUUUACCCCGCUGUAACCUUAUCCCGGUGGCCAUUUUGUUUCCUUCUUUUAUCGGCUUAUCUUGCCUGACUGUUACAGGAACCAUUCUCUCCCCUUCAGUUACUGACAUGGUCUAAUCUUCAGCCUCCUUUUAUCCUGUUUAUCCUGUUAACCCUUUAACCACUCCAGAUAGUUGAAUGCACUGUAUAAUGAUUCAGGUUUGUGCAUUGCUUCCAUAAUCACAAGAGGGAGCCGUCACACCAUCUAUGUAACUGCACAUUAUUGAUGUGAGUGCAUAACACCUCUGCCUGUGUAUUGCAGGGCUGUCUCCUACCAAUGACAUUAGUUUUGAGCUGUACAGGGACCCCAGCAUGGAGCCAUCUAUUCCAGGCAUGGUGGAGGAAGCAUCCUCAACAAAAAACCCAAGGGAUUCUUCAUACUAGAGAAGAGUAAGCAGCUUGUCACUCAAUCAGUCGGUCAACCAACAAAUGAUUGUCAUUCAAUCAGUGGCAGUGUACUGUAUGCGUGGGCACCUCCUCACAGCUAACGAUAACGCCUACAUCGCUCGUGAUGUCACAUGCCUCCUUCCUGGGCCGCAUUACUCACUGUAAAUCCCUGCGCAGUAACACAGUGCCAACACACCCUGCCCUCACCACCACCCUCACAAUGCUGUUAUCACUACUCACACUACUCAGUGUCUGGGCCUGCUUCUCUCUGCGUGUAGGUUCAUGUGUGUGUGUGUGUGUGUGUGUGAUUUGAGUGUUAAGACAUGUUAUGUUGAAAGUCUGUGUAGUGAGAGUGUGUGGGACUAUAUAUAAAAAUCUGUUCAUUAACAAGUUGCCGUAAUUAUAUGCAUACGUGAUUAACUGGUGUGUGUGUUUGGCAGCUGUCUCCCAGAGGAGAGCCCUUCAACCAUACAGUCCAGUCCCAUUGGACUCUAUUACGUAAAUCAUCAUGAGUCCUUUAUCCCAUUGUGUCUACUGGGUUAUUAAUGAUCUACCCCUUUAUUAUCCCAUUUAUGAUCUGUGUGUUUGUUCCCGACUGUAUUAGCAGAUCCGAGGUCAGUGUUUAUAGUGUGUCUAGUGGAAGCUCUGUUCCCACACGUUCCCUGUUAGUGUGCCUUUGAUCAACUGCUACAGUCUGUUCAUCAAUAAAGUCAUAAAUAAAAGCAAUCAUUCAGAGCUGUUGUCUGUCACCACUGGUGUUGGUUGUCUGUCACCACUGGUGUUGGUUGUCAGUCACCAUUGGGGUUGGUGUUGGUUGUCUGUCACCACUGGUGUUGGUUGUCUGUCACCACUGGUGCUGGUUCGUAGUCUCUACAUUGGAUAUCUUCUCGUUCGGUGGGUCUAUUGCUGAAGCUGCCAACCACGGCCAGAAUCAGUGGGGAGAUCCCAAAGAUAGUAAAUGAUGUGUGGCCUCUCACUCUGUCCAUCCUCUCUCACCUUGCUUCACAAGUUCUCCUGAAUCUGCCAAAUCAACUAAGUAGUAAACAACUACUAUCUGCAGUCCUAUCUACAGUAUGGUCCUGUAGCCUCCUAUCUACAGUAUGGUACUGUAGCCUCCUAUCUACAGUAUGGUCCUGUAGCCUCCUAUCUACAGUAUGGUCCUGUAGCCUCCUAUCUACAGUAUGGUACUGUAGCCUCCUAUCUACAGUAUGGUAAUGUAGCCUCCUAUCUACAGUAUGGUACUGUAGCCUCCUAUCUACAGUAUGGUCCUGUAGCCUCCUAUCUACAGUAUGGUACUGUAGCCUCCUAUCUACAGUAUGGUCCUGUAGCCUCCUAUCUACAGUAUGGUCCUGUAGCCUCCUAUCUACAGUAUGGUAAUGUAGCCUCCUAUCUACAGUAUGGUCCUGUAGCCUCCUAUCUACAGUAUGGUCUUGUAGCCUCCUAUCUACAGUAUGGUACUGUAGCCUCCUAUCUACAGUAUGGUCCUGUAGCCUCCUAUCUACAGUAUGGUACUGUAGCCUCCUAUCUACAGUAUGGUACUGUAGCCUCCUAUCUACAGUAUGGUACUGUAGCCUCCUAUCUACAGUAUGGUAAUGUAGCCUCCUAUCUACAGCAUGGUACUGUAGCCUCCUAUCUACAGCAUGGUACUGUAGCCUCCUAUCUACAGCAUGGUACUGUAGCCUCCUAUCUACAGUAUGGUACUGUAGCCUCCUAUCUACAGUAUGGUACUGUAGCCUCCUAUCUACAGUAUGGUCCUGUAGCCUCCUAUCUACAGUAUGGUACUGUAGCCUCCUAUCUACAGUAUGGUACUGUAGCCUCCUAUCUACAGUAUGGUACUGUAGCCUCCUAUCUACAGUAUGGUACUGUAGCCUCCUAUCUACAGUAUGGUCCUGUAGCCUCCUAUCUACAGUAUGGUACUGUAGCCUCCUAUCUACAGUAUGGUCUUGUAGCCUCCUAUCUACAGUAUGGUCCUGUAGCCUCCUAUCUACAGUAUGGUACUGUAGCCUCCUAUCUACAGUAUGGUACUGUAGCCUCCUAUCUACAGUAUGGUACUGUAGCCUCCUAUCUACAGUAUGGUCCUGUAGCCUCCUAUCUACAGUAUGGUACUGUAGCCUCCUAUCUACAGUAUGGUACUGUAGCCUCCUAUCUACAGUAUGGUACUGUAGCCUCCUAUCUACAGUGUGUUUAGCUGGAGGAGAUAAAAGGCCAGGCUAGUGAAGUAUUACAAUCUUCACUACAUGCCUCCUGGAGCCUGACCAAAGACCAGUCCAUUGGGUGUUCAUCUCUAUCCCCUCUGAUUUCUCUCUCUCUCUCUCUCUCUCUCUCUCUCAGCUCAAAGUAGAUUAUAUAAAAUAGUGAAAACAUUUGCAUAUUGAGAGCUAGAGGAGUUCUGAUAAGUGUGAUUUUUGAUAAGUGUGUGUGUCUCUGCUCCAGUUGAGGAGGAGAACCCAGAGUUCUGGAGGGCCCAGGGUGCCAAAGCUUUGCAGGCGGCACUGAACAGGAAGUUGAACACCAAUGUGGCCAGAAACAUCAUGCUCUACCUGGGUGACGGUGCGUGACCAAUCACCGUCCAAACCUCACGUCAGUGGUGUAAGCAAUGUAAAUAUGAACAUUAAAGAAAAUUCGAACAACGUAUGCAAAUCUUGCAUAACAAAUACAAUGAGUGAAACUCAUCCGAAACCUCCUUUCCAGCCUAUUCUAAUUCACCAGUUACAGUCCAGUUCAACCCUAGUGUGAUGCAUUUCUCUGUGCCAUUUUCCCCAAGGUAUGGGCAUUACCACCAUCACAGCAGCUCGAAUCCUCAAGGGCCAGAUGCACAAGCAGUCUGGAGAGGAGACGGUCAUGACCAUGGACACUUUCCCCCAUGCAGGCCUCCUCAAGGUUCACACAAACACACACACACACACAAACAAACAAACUUCAGAUACCACAUUAUCAUGCACAGAGAUACCCAUAGAGAUUACACUUUGUUUGAUGUGCAGCUGCAACCAUGGGUACCUCUCUCAGAGGAAGAGAUUGUCUGUUGUGUAUUGAUGUGUAUAAUGAUGUAUGUAUGAGGUGCAAGCUCAUGCGUACAUAUGUGUACUGUGUACUUAUGCAUACAUGUUUGAUGUCCUGAUGCAGGUGUGUACAGUUUACUAAUGUAUAUUCCUUUCUAUCCCUUAAUGUAUGCAUGUACUGUCUGUGUGUGCAGACGUAUAGUGUUGACUUCCAGAUCCCUGACAGUUCAUCCACAGCCUACCUCUGUGGUGUUAAGACCAACCUGAACACGGUCGGGGUGAAUGCUGCAGCACGCAACGGAAUCUGCAAGACCCAGAAGGGCAACGAGGUCACCUCCAUUCUCAAGUGGGCCAAAGAUGCUGGUAGGAACCAUAUCUCUGCCCAACUUCCCACAUCACUAGGGCCCUGAGUUUGUCCUGAUCCUGUUGACUUACCAGGAAAACCUUACAGCCGAUAACUAGGGUCCAGAGUUUUUCCUGGACAGGUUAUAUAAUCAGGUGGGUGUUAGAUACCGAUACCAAGCACUAAUAAACAAGAGAGAGAUAACAGUUGGCUAGAUGUACAGUUGUGUCCAUCAGGACCAUCUAUAUCUGGAGUCUGGGCCCUCUGGCUUGUCUGGUGAUCAGGUGUUGUGGUCUGGUGUAAUACUGUGCUGCUGAUGGAGGCAGGUGAAUGUUACCUUUACUGUUAUCAGGUGCCCUUAUCACCAACAUAUCAUAACUCACAACUCCACAGCCCUGACCCCUCCACCCAGGCUGGGGGUGGGGGGGGGGGGAGAGGGAGGGAGAGAGAGACUAUGCUCAUAGUAAAUGUACAUAUUCUAAUUUCAAUGCUGUAUAAUGUGAUAGCUGACACACAAACACAGCCACAUGGCUAUAUCAUACAUUAAAUAUACAGUAAGUAUUAAAACCAAGGGUGAUUAUUUUGAUAGUGGACAAGAUUUGACAGAAAACCUCCUUCCUUCAUGACUUCCUCCUCUCCCACCCUCCUUAUUUCCUUACCUCUCACUCUUCCUCCUUCCCUCCCUCAUUCCCUCAUAGGUAAAUCCGUUGGCAUCGUCACGACAACGCGGGUCCAGCAUGCCACUCCUGCCGCAACCUAUGCCCACAGUGCCAGCAGGAGGUGGUACAGCGAUGCAGACGUGCCAGCAGGAAGUGGUACAGCGACGCAGACGUGCCAGCAGGAGGUGGUACAGCGAUGCAGACGUGCCAGCAGGAAGUGGUACAGCGAUGCAGACGUGCCAGCAGGAGGUGGUACAGCGAUGCAGACGUGCCAGCAGGAAGUGGUACAGCGAUGCAGACGUGCCAGCAGGAAGUGGUACAGCGAUGCAGACGUGCCCGCCUCCGCCAAGAAAGAAGGAUGCACAGACAUCACCUCUCAGCUCCUCAACAACACUGACAUUGAUGUGAGCAGCCAGAACCCCUCAGAGGUUCUGGUACCCCAGAGACAUGGCCUCCAGUACCCCAGAGACAUGGCCUCCAGUACCACAGAGACAUGGCCUCCAGUGGCAAGAGACAAGAUGGACGCCACCUCAUCUGACUGGCAGAAGAUGAAAGGUAGAGAAAAACUAUCCAACAACAAAUUGACACACAACAUUGGUUACAUUCAGGCACAAAUUUGCCUAAAGAGGUGUAUUCAGACCGCCCCUUUCUCUCGCUCUUUCUCUGUGUGUUUGUGACUUUGACGCUGUGGACCCUGACACCACUGACUACCUUAUGGGUGACUACUCUCCCUGCUCUGCUCUCUUCCUGCAGUACAGGAUUGUAGUAUUCUGGAAAGCUGUGUAUUUGAAGGUCACAACAAACAUUACUGCUGAUGCAUAUCAAUAGACACUGGGGUGUCCUUGGUGCUUUCUUGCACUUUGUAAUAGAGUACCUCAUCCUGCCUUAUCUAUUCUUACAUCACAGUCUACAUAUAUGUAUUGUGAACAUUGACUAAGAUGAUGCUGACCCAUUUUAUCACAUUUUCACGGGCUAAAGUGCAUUGAGUACGAUCUCACUCUUCUACAUAAAAAAAAAAAUGUUUCUUACCUUACCUGAUCAACUCUGUUCCCUGCAGCCCUGUUUGAGCCUGGGGACCUGCGCUUUGACGUGGAGAGAGACCCCACCAUGGACCCGUCCAUCGCUGAGACCACAGAAAAGGCCAUACACGUACUCAACAAAAACCCCAAGAGAUUCUUUCUCCUGGUGGAAGGUGAGCAAAGGGUUAACCAAGCUGUCAGUCAAUGAAUCCAUCAAUUAACCCAAUCCCAAGAGGUUCCUCCUUAAAAUAGGUGCACGGUUGUUUGUUAAAAUAGAAUCAAUCUAUUAAUCGAAUAAUCACACCACUUGCUUAUAUAAUUGAACACCAAGAUGCAUUGAUUUCAAAGUGUGUGUAACCUUAUUUUUGUAUCUUGAGUCAAUAUAGAGGUUAGUUAGUUGUGGUGCUGAUGCUCUGCAUGCCUCUCAGCAAGACAGUUUGGGACUGCAGUGCACUACAUGUAUCUGCAGACUGUAGUAGGAUCUGCAUGUGUUUGCCGCAGUGUGAGGAGGGGAAACAUUAUGUUGUGAUGCGACAUAUUACUGUUCCACAGCGGUGGCUCUUGGACCCAGGCCCUCAUCCAUCCUACCUUCAAUCUGAGGCACCACCCUGGGACCUGAUUGUUCUGUUGAGCAUCUUGUAUCUUCAACAAUGGGUUUUAAAUAACACAUCGCAGCAGGCUUUAAAUAGAGCUGGGCAUAUGGUGCACCGUACCCUCUCCUCCUGCUCCCUGGGGACCCAACAUAUUAGCCCAACUUCUCUCCACUUUCUGACUGCACUGAUGAGGAGAAGAGGAGCUCGUGGGUUUUACUUGGCUAAGUUACACUUGUAGUAGUGUCAUUUCAACUUUAUUUCAACGUUACUCCUUGUCCCUUACACACAGACCUAGGGUCAGCUUACCUUCCCCCAAUCUUAACCUUAAAUCAUUAGAGAUGACACCACAAUACUGAGCUUAGAUCAGGGUUUAUGGGUAACUUCAUCCUUCUCUUUCUCUCUCUGUGUGUCAGGUGGGCGUAUCGACCAGGGCCACCAUGCCAGCAGAGCCUCCAUGGCAUUGCACGAGACGGUUGCCUUUGACAACGCUGUCGCCAAGGGCCUGGAGCUGACCAAUGAGGAGGAGACGCUCACCCUGGUGACAGCUGACCACUCCCACGCCUUCACCUUCAACGGAUACCACUUCAGAGGGCAAAGCAUUCUGGGUAAGCAACGACCUCACAGAAACAACUUUCUGCAUGGAUUAUGGUUGAUGUUUCCCCCAUAGAGUUAGAGUUGGUUAUUGUAGUCCUCAUUCUGAUUAUAGGGCUUUUCCACUACAGUGUUUCUAUAAUUAAAGUGAUGCUUGGUCAACUGUUUUCAGUGGUUCCAUGAUUAGAUGUUUGGGUCAGGUCAUGCUAAAUGUAUGAAAUGAUCAAUAGUCAUGUUGCAUUGGUUUAGUAAUGCGCUUAUGUAGUGAAGCAGUAAGAAUCUCUCCCCCCUUUACAUACAAAAACACACCUCUCCUCUGUGGACAGGACGUCCUCAUUCUGCCACCUCUCCCCCCACCUUCCUGCUCUGCACCCAGGGUUGCCAUGUUUGCAGUUUUCUGACCAAAUUGUGAUACUUUGAAACUGACUACUUGGGCUACUUCUAAAUUGCAACAUAUUAACGCGCUAGAACUGAUAUAACGGUGACAAAGCAUUGGAAAACAACUUUAGGCGCACUACAGCUCUUUAGAUAAAUUUGCUCAGAGGUGGUUUAAAGUAAACUGCAUUCUAAUGUCGAAUUUUCUUAUGGAAAACCAUGUCAAGUGAGGGGUUUUACUCAUGCUCAGUUCAAGGGUCUGGAGUGCUGCGCAAGUGGACAUUUGAAAUGGAAGUUAUGGAACUCCCUCGCGUGCUUCUGUUAUGGGAAAAAGUCCACAAUGAAAAUGACAAUAAAUGUGGCGAAUGAUAUGGUACAUUUUGCAUCUGUUGGCCAUCAAGUAGGCUAUUAAUUUCUAUGCCAUUGUAGGCUACUGUAGCCUACCAUUUGAUACAAUAAAUAUAUUGAAAUGACGAUAUCACUGGAGUCAUUGCAAAUCAAUUUGCCACUUGUGUAGCCUACCUGGAGCUGGCAAACAGAUGUAAUAAAUAGCCUAUAACCCAGUUUGUUGUUGUAGCCUUGUGUUAUUAUGCAAUUAUUAAUGGCCCUGUUUAGUUCAUUAAAUUGAAAAUUGUCAAAUGUGAUCAUGGUCACAGCUGUAUCGCAAAUGUAUAAUGCUCCACAUGUAAUGUCACGCCCUGACUCUGGGGACUCUUAUUUGUUGAGUCAGGGUGUGAUUUUCUAUGUGGUGUAGAUCUAUGUUUAUAGUCUAGUAAUUCUAGAUCUAUGUUGGCCGGUGUGGUUCCCAAUCAGAGGCAGCUGUCGCUCGUUGUCUCUGAUUGGGGUCCAUACUUAGGCAGCCUAUUGGCACUAGUGGGUGGUGGGAUCUUGUUCCGUCUAAGGUAUGUUGUUUGUGUCUACCUUGGACUUCACGUUUCGUUUCGUUUAUUGUUUUGUCAAGUGUUUAUUAAGUUUAAAUAAACAUGUAUGCAUAUCACGCUGCGCCUUGGUCUGACCCGUCUAUGAACGAACGUGACAGAAGAUCCCACCAAACGAGGACCAAGCAGCGUGCCCAGGCGGAGAGAGUAGCCAUGUCACAGGUGGGCAAUUUGUGGUCAUGGGAAGAGAUAUUUGCAGGGAAAGGACCAUGGGCUAAGGUAGAUGCAACGGCAACACGGAGGAGGCCGGUCGAGGAGGAAGCCAGAGAAGCAGCCCCAAUAAAAAAUUUUGGGGGGGGCACACGGGGUGGUUGGCGGAGCCUAGGGUUAGAGCAGAGCCAACUCCCCGUACUCACGCGAGGAAGCGUAUGACUGGGCAAGCUCCGUGUUAUGCGGAGCUACGUACUGUGUCGCCAGUGCGCCGGCACAGUCCUGUACGUCCUGUGCUUGCACCACGCACGUGCCGUGCGAAGAUGGGCUUUCAGCCAGGACGGGGUGUGCCGGCUCAACGCUCCUGGUCUCCAGUACGCCUCCUCGGUCCCGCAUAUCCUGCGCCAGUUCUACGAACUGUAUCGCCAGUGCGCGUGCACAGCCCAGUACGUCCUGUGCUGAUGCCUCACACAUACUUUGCGGAAGUAGGCAUUCAGCCAGGACGGGUUGUGCCAGCUCUCCGCUCCAGACCUCCAGUCCGCCUCCACAUUCCGGCCCGGCCUGUUCCUGCUUCUCGCACCAAACCAGUGGUGCGUGUUCCCAGCCCGGCCUGGCCUGUUCCUGCUCCUCGCAUCAACCUAGUGGUGCGCGUCGCCAGUCCGGCCCGGCCUGUUCCUGCUCCUCGCACCAAACCAGUGGUGUGUGUUCCCAGCCCGGCCCAGCCUGUUCCUGCUCCUCGCACCAAACCAGUGGUGCGCGUCGCCAGCCCGGCCCGGCCUGUUCCUGCUCCUCGCACCAAGCCAGUGGUGCGCGUCACCAGCCCGGCCUGUUCCUGCUCCUCGCACCAGACCAGUGGUGAGUGUGUCCAGUCCGGCACGGCCCGUGCCCGUUCCACCGGUGCCUGGUCCGGCACCAGUCAGCAACUCCAGUCCGGAGCCAGAGCAGUCCGCUCCACCGGUGCCUGAUCCAGCUCCGGUCAGCUGCUCCAGCCCGGAGCCAGAGCAGUCCGCUCCACCGGUGCCUGAUCCAGCUCCGGUCAGCUGCUCCACUCCGGAGCCAGAGCAGUCCACUCCACCAGGGUCCAGUCCAGCUCCGGUCAGCGGCUCCACUCCGGAGCCAGAGCAGUCCGCUCCACCGGUGCCUGAUCCAGUUCCGGUCAGCGGCUCCACUCCGGAGCCAGAGCAGUCCGCUCCACCGGGGUCCAGUCUAGAUCCGGUCAGCGGCUCCACUCCGGAGCCAGAGUAGUCCGCUCCACCGGUGCCCAGUCCAGCUCCGGUCAGCGGCUCCAGUCCAGACCCAGACGUCAGCCCCUCUCCAGGUUCGGGGUCUCCCACACCAGGGUCCAGACAGGGCUUGGAGUAUUGUGGGAGGAAGGAGAGGGGAAGCAGCGCGCCGAGGUCCAGACCAGACCAGGGGUGCAACAGGGAGGCGGAGAAUAGGUGGUUGUCAUGCCCGGAGCCGGAUCCGCCUCCGAGGCGGAAUGCCCAUCCGGCCCCUACCCUGUUAAGUAAAGGUUGUGCGGUCGGAGUCCACACCUUUGGGGGGGGGGGUACUGUCACGCCCUGACUCUGGGGACUCUUAUUUGUUGAGUCAGGGUGUGAUUUUCUAUGUGGUGUAGAUCUAUGUUUAUAGUCUAGUAAUUCUAGAUCUAUGUUGGCCGGUGUGGUUCCCAAUCAGAGGCAGCUGUCGCUCGUUGUCUCUGAUUGGGGUCCAUACUUAGGCAGCCUAUUGGCACUAGUGGGUGGUGGGAUCUUGUUCCGUCUAAGGUAUGUUGUUUGUGUCUACCUUGGACUUCACGUUUCGUUUCGUUUAUUGUUUUGUCGAGUGUUUAUUAAGUUUAAAUAAACAUGUAUGCAUAUCACACUGCGCCUUGGUCUGACCCGUCUAUGAACGAACGUGACAUGUAAUGUCAGUUUUAUUGUGGACUUUUCCCUGAAAUGAGAUGUUGGCCUAUAAGGGGCUAUAGGCUGCCUGCAUCUAGCUCAGCAAACCAUGGCAAAGUUGAAUGGCAAUUAGAAACCCAGAUUUUAGUCAGUAGCCUAUGCCUAUUGAAAUUACAAGUCAAUCUAGCAAAUAGGCCAUUUAUAACGGUUUGUAGUCUUAACAUCUGACACAUAAUAACGGCACAAUUGCAGGAAAAUAGCCUAACAUUCGUUUUUUGCACAGAGACCCUGUCUGCACCCCUCACAGCUGUGAUGACCUCAGAGGUGGUGGUGGUGUGCUCCACUAGACUGCCUCAGCCUCCGUCUGGGAGAUGCCACUGGCACUUUGACAUUUCCUCUCCCCUGCAAUUACAAAGGAAAACAAACAGCUUAGAUCUCUCUCUCUCCUUCCCUCCCUCCCUCCCCUCUCUGCCUCUCCCUCCCUCCAUCACUCCCUCUCUGUGGCUCCCCAUUGUUCAGUCCUCUCUCCCUCUCCCUCUCUCUCUCUCUCGCUCUCUCUCUCUGUGGCUCUCCAGUGGUCCAGCCUCCCAGAUCUUGGUGAUUAAUGCAGUAGUGAAACACUAAGCAGUUCAUCAGUAGGGGCUGGAGAGUCUAGUACCUCAUCUGGCGACUCAACAUCCUGCUCGACCCCUAGCUCCCUCGGGACACGCUCCUCUCUCACUGUGUGUGUGUGAGACCUUUAAAUUGUGAUUAGCCCUGCUGUGGAUCUCUCUCACAGGGAAAUCUCCUCUGUAUGGGAAGGAUAUGCUGCCUUACACAACCCUAAUGUAUGGAAACGGCCCUGGAUACAAAGUCGUAGACAACAAGCGCCCUGACAUCCGUAAAGUGGACACAAGUAAGAAACCAAAACUAUCUUCUGUUCUUGUAUAGCUUUCCUCUCUGUACUCUCCUCCCUUCUCCUGUGACCUUCUUGAUAAAUAUCACUCCUGCUGCAUGUUUAUCUCUCCAGUCCAUAUUCACAGAUGUAUUAACCAUUUACAUAUGUAUUCACCUCUCUCCUCUCACCUCUCACCUCCCCCUCUCUUUCUCUUGGUCAGAGUCGAAGGACUACGUGCAGCUGUCUGCGGUGCCCCUGGACACUGAGACCCAUGGUGGAGAGGAUGUGGUGGUGCGGCCCCAUGGCCCACCUCUUCCACGGGGUCCAGGAGCAGAGUUACCUGGCCCAUGCCAUGGCUUACGCUGGCUGUGUGGGACGGGACCUCAGGCACUGUGA